Molecule: messenger RNA, 1530 nt
Organism: Cetraspora pellucida
Lineage: Eukaryota; Fungi; Glomeromycota; Glomeromycetes; Diversisporales; Gigasporaceae
Source: the annotation of a GenBank genome assembly
AUGUCUACUUCUGAAAAAAAACUUCGUAAAACUCAAAAGCACAAAUCAAAGAAAAAUGUUACUUUUGAUACCCAAACGCGAACUUCUCCUCAAACUAAAUUAUCAAAAAAACAACACCUUCUUAAACAAUCACUUGAAACUCGUCAAAGUUUUGAACUAUUAAGUCUUGAAUGGCAAGAAAAACUUUAUGAAACUGUCUCUUUGGAUCUUUUACGUGAUUCGGCAAAAUAUUUAUUACCGCAUCAUUAUGAAGAAAUAAUUGAAGAAAGAAACGCAAGUAAAUUGUGUGGGUACCCCAUUUGUUCAAAACCUCAACAAUUAAUUCAAGGUCAAUACAGAAUCUCAUAUCAUGCAAGAAAAAUCUAUGAUAUAUCUAAAUUAAAAAGUUAUUGUUCAACAUCAUGCUUUGUUUCUUCUAAAUUUUUCUCUGUUCAACUAUCGGAUGAACCCUUGUAUUUGAGAAAUUUACAAAAUUGGAAAUCAGUGGAUGUAAUCCCACUUGGAGUAAAUCCUAGUGAUCUAAUAAAACAAGAUCUGUCUAAAAAUGACAUUAUUCAUCCUGAUUUAAAUCAACGUACUGAUUAUAUAAAAAAUUUGAUGGCUGAUCUUCCACCUGCACCUGUGGAAUUAAUAAUCAAGGAAAAGGAAGACCAUGAAUUGAGUACACCAUUGGCUCCAUCACCUAAUCAACAAGAUACAUAUAAUGUUGUAGAAGGUUUUCAUCUAAAUUCUCAAAAUGUGAAAAAUCUUAAAAAUGAGAGUACACAUUCUUCUAUCGAUUCAGAUACUAAACACUUGGAUUUUCAAAAUGAUGAAAAUGAGAGUAUACAAUCUUUUGCCGAUUCAGAUACUAAACACUUAGAUAUUCAAAAUGAUAAAAUUGUAGAUAAAAUUAUAGAUGAAAAUGUAGAUAAAGUUGUAGAUGAAUAUUUAGAUAAAAAUGUAGAUGAGAACGUAGAUGAAAAUGUAGAAGGAAGUACACAAUCUACCAAUUCAGUUACUAAAAAAACAUUACCUCAAAAAAAAAUCGUAAAGAAAAAAAAGAAAGCCGUUUUACAAAUGUCAUUGUUUGGUAAAAUCUGGACAGCUCUAGAUAGAAUGACAACACCGAGAACCAGGAAACAUUUUCAGGGUGUGAACUCUCUUACUUUAAAUAAUGAUGAUUCAUCACCACUUUGUGAUGAUGUUAUGAUUAUGAGACUUCAAAUUUUCACAGAGAAAAUCAUGCAAUGUUUCAACCUUCUUAAGAAACAACUUCAUAUCACUGCCAAUAUUGAAAGUGAACUUAUUGAACUAACAAGUACUUUUACUUUUGAUAAUUCUUCUGUUAUGCUCACCGAUUUAGAAAACCAUAUAUUAUGUAUGGUAUUUAUAUACACAUUAUCAAUCGAUAUCCCAGAACUUUAUGAAAAUAUUUUUUCUUCAGGAAAUGAUAAAAAUGGUCCAUUUAAAGAUUUACAUGGAAGUUUAAAACUUACAAUAGAAGAGAUGGACGCAUUCGUUAGAGUACUUCGUGUUGGAUCGACAUGA